This is a messenger RNA of Penicillium brasilianum, 4739 nucleotides long. The record is from the annotation of a GenBank genome assembly. Lineage: Eukaryota; Fungi; Ascomycota; Eurotiomycetes; Eurotiales; Aspergillaceae.
CUGGCCUUCUUUCCCAGAUUCUGAAUUCCUCCUUUUGCGAUGGCUUUCCGGCUUACGCUAGCCUUGAUUCGUGGGCUCUUUUUGUUCCAGGCAGCAUUUGCUCAGACCUACAAUGAGCUCUACCGUCCUCAGUAUCACUUUACUCCAGCGAAAAACUGGAUGAAUGAUCCCAACGGGCUUUUAUAUUACAAUGGCGUUUACCAUCUGUACUAUCAGUACAAUCCAGGAGGGAACACCUGGGGAGCUAUGUCUUGGGGUCAUGCCACCAGCACUGAUCUAAUACACUGGGAUCACCAACCUGUUGCCCUCCUCGCUCGUGGCUACCCAGGUGAUAUCACUGAGAUGUUCUUCUCUGGUUCUGCUGUCGCCGAUACCCAGAAUACAAGUGCCUUUGGUACUGGUGGAAAGGUGCCAUUUGUCGUAAUGUACACUUCUUAUUACCCUGAAUCCCAGAAACUUCCCAGCGGGAAGUCAGUCAACGGCGGGCAGCAAGCACAAUCUAUUGCCUACAGUUUGGAUGAAGGUAUGACAUGGACAACCUACGACGCCGCCAAUCCUGUCAUUCUCAACCCUCCUACCCCAUAUACAGACCAAUGGCGGGACUUCCGGGAUCCGUUUCUGUUCUGGCACGAAGCUAGCCAGAAGUGGAUCGCUGUGGUUUCGCUGGCCCAACUCCACAAAUUAGUUAUUUACACCUCCCCGAACCUCAAGGAGUGGACAUAUGCCAGCGAAUUUGGCCCUUGGAAUGCAGUAGGAGGUGUUUGGGAGUGUCCAAGCCUCUUUCCACUUGCUGUUGACGGAGAUGACGCCAAUACGAAAUGGGUUAUGCAAAUCGGGCUCAACCCUGGCGGGCCCCCUGGAGUGACUGGCUCAGGAACGCAGUAUAUUGUGGGAAUCUUUGAUGGAACAAAAUUUGUUGCGGAUACGAAAUCUCCACUUUCGACACCUACAUCCACCAGUACCACUACCUCAGUAUCCAUCAGGUCCACAACAACAACAGCAGCUGCGACUGCAACUGCAACUGGAGAAAUCAUAUUUCAAGAUUUUGAAGGCGCCAGUGACUUCGUGUCUCGCGGCUGGAUUGCCACUGGAGGUUUACUCGGGGCUGCUCCCGCUAAAGGGACUCUUACGGGACAACAAACCGUCGCUGGAUACGCAGGAAAUCAGUUGGUCAAUACAUUUUUAAGUGGAGACUCCACAGCUGGCACGCUUACAUCCCCGGCUUUCACCAUAUCACUUCCAUAUAUCAAUUUCCUUAUUGGUGGCGGGAAUGCGCCGGGCACAGAAUGCAUCAACCUCAAGGUCCAAGGCAAGGUUGUACGGACUGCUACAGGCGCGAAUACAGAACAACUCAUAUCAACGACCUGGGAUGUCAACGACCUGAUGGGUCAGACCGCUGUACUUGAGAUCGUGGAUCAGCAAACAGGUGGCUGGGGACACAUAUUGAUUGAUCAGAUUACCUUCACAGGCAGCACCAGCACCAAUAACCUCCCUAAACGCAGUGAUUCUAGCGAUACUUGGGAUUUCAAUGGUACUAGCACUUUUACAGACUAUGGCUGGACUGCUACUGGAGAUUUGGUUGGAAAAGGGCCAGCCCAGGGCACACUUGCAGGACAACAGGUUGUGGCUGGGAAUAUGGGAAACUUCGUCAACACAUUCUUGAGCGGAGAUGCUACCACUGGAACACUCACGUCCCCCACUUUCACCAUAACGCAGAAGAAGAUUAACUUUCUCAUCGGUGGUGGCAAUUCUCCGGGCACAGAAUGCAUCAACCUAAAGGUCCAAGGCCGGGUUGUACGAACGGCUACUGGCGCUAAUGCAGAACAACUCAUACCGACAACCUGGGAUGUCACGGACCUGAUAGGACAGUCUGCGGUUAUCGAAAUUGUUGAUCUUAGUACGACUGGCUGGGGGCACAUUCUGAUUGAUGAAAUUUCCUUCUCAAAUCUAUCAAUUGAGCCAUACGGGCCCAACUGGAUGGACUAUGGGCCAGACUUCUACGCUGCAACAACAUUCAAUGGAUUACCAUCCACAAAUCGAAUCAACAUUGCGUGGAUGAACAAUUGGCAAUACGCUAGUGUGAUUCCUACUUCUCCAUGGCGCAGCAUGCUAUCAGUUUCCCGGAAGCUUUCGCUCAAGACGAUCGACGAGAGGCCAAGACUUAUCCAGCAACCUACGGCAAACUGGACCAGUUUACGGACAACAGCGUAUUCUAACAGCUUUGAUACAGUGGCUGAAGGCAAUCAGCUCGUACAGCUCUCCGGGAAAUUACUUGAUAUCACAGUGGCCUUUUCAGACAGAGUUGCAGCGUCAUCCUCAUCUCACUUCGGCAUAAUUCUCAGGGCAACCUCUGACUUAGCCCAACAAACACGGAUUGGCUAUGACUUUAGCACAAAGAGGCUUUUUGUUGAUCGAACAAAAUCUGGGAAUGUUGGCUUUGAUGGGACAUUUUCUGAGACCUAUUUUGCUCCUUUGAUGCCCUCGGGUGAUGGCCAAGUCACAAUGCGCAUUCUUCUUGACUGGUCCUCCGUUGAAGUCUUUGGAGGUCAGGGUGAGGUCACAAUAUCCGCUCAAAUCUUUCCUCAGGACAAUGGUGUUGAUGUCCGGCUUUUCUCCGAAGGAGGAAGUACAAAUGGUGUGACGAUUGACGCAAGGGUGCUUGAUUCAGCUUAUGAUUUAUCCACCCCGAUCUCUUCCCUUAGUAUCAGCUCAACCUCCACCGAUACUGCAACCACCAUCAGCACCACCAGCACUACAUUGGUCGGUAGCACCCUAACUAAAAGUAUAAGAACCACCACCAGCGCUAGCCCUACGCCCAGGGCGCCUUACGAUUUUCGUCCUAUUUUUCAUUUUGUGCCAGAAGAGAACUGGAUGAAUGAGCCCAACGGACUAAUCAAAAUCGGCUCCAUCUGGCACCUUUUCUUUCAACACAACCCAACUGGAAACUUUUGGGGCAACUUAAGUUGGGGGCAUGCCACUAGCACCGACCUUGUGUCCUGGGAUUAUAAACCGGUUGCAAUUUCGAGCGCAGAUGGGAUACAGGCUUUCACAGGAACCUCAUACUUUGAUGCAGAAAAUCUCUCAGGGCUUGGGACAUCAUCAAACCCGCCAUACCUUGCCUUUUAUACUGGCUACGCCCCCUCAAGUGGCGUACAGGAUCAAAGGCUUGCGUAUAGCUUAGACCAGGGAGCGACUUGGACAAAGUACCAGGGGAAUCCAAUCUUACCGCAAAGCCAAGAAGCACCACACGAUUCAACCCAGGGUCUAGAGAUACGUGAUCCAAAAGUGUUCUAUCACAGCCCGACGAGCAGGUGGGUCAUGAUUCUGGCGCACGGGGGACAAAACAAAGUGACGUUUUGGACGUCUACAGAUGCAAUGAACUGGAUCUGGGGAAGUGACUUCGCCGCGAGCAAUGUUGAGGGAUUUCCAGGUGGUGUCAACGGUUGGGAAGUGCCAGACUUUUUUGAACUUCAGGUUCAAGGUACUUCGCAAAAGAAAUGGGUGUUAGUUGUGACCCCCGCCGCUGGAUCACCCGCUGGCGGUAAUGGAGUCUUUGCACUCACUGGGUCUUUCGACGGCUCCGUGUUUACAGCAGAUGCGGUUGAUCCUACCACUCUAUGGCUCGAUUAUGGACGCGACUGGGAUGGGGCCAUGAGUUGGGAGAAUGUACCUGCUUCGGACGGCCGCAGGGUUCUUGCUGCAGUUAUGAACAGUUAUGGUGUCAACCCGCCAACUGAUACGUGGAAGGGAAUGCUUUCAUUCCCUCGCACUCUGGAACUCAAGAAACUCAAUGGCAAACUGCAAUUCCUCCAACUGCCCGUGAGCGAACUGGACGCGGUCGGUACUUCAGUUGCGACUAUCACAAAUCAGACUCUUGCACCUGGGCAAGCGUUGCUCUCCAACAUCCAUUCAAGGUCAUUGGAUAUUCGUAUUACCUUUGUUCCUGCGCAGGGCUCCACGCUGUCUCUCUCCGUUCGCAAGGGAGGGUCUCAACAGACGGUAAUUGAAUAUGUUCAGUCUAACAACCAACUUUCGGUCGAUCGCAAUGCAAGUGGAAACACCUCAUACGAUCCUGCUGCUGGCGGUAUCCACAAGACUACUCUUCAGACUGAUGCAGAUGGAAAGGUGCAAUUGCGGGUAUUGGUCGAUGAAUGCUCCAUUGAGGUUUAUGGUGGGCAAGGGGAGGCGGUAAUUUCUGAUUUGAUAUUUCCCGAUAUUUCCUCGGACGGCCUUGCUUUGUCCGUUAUUCAAGGAAACGUGGUACUGGAAUCAGUCGACGUGCGAACGAUUUCGCUCUGAGCUGGCUUGAUCAGCAAGGGAAUAACAUUCAUUCAUAUGCGGCGGUUAGGUACGGACGGAUGCGUUGGGGUUAUAAGGAAGAGGGUAGGUAGUAGGAAGAUGUCUCAGUAUUUUGCUUCCUAUUUGAGCUGACGGUCUUGGUUCUCUCUAUGACCCCUAUAGCACAUAUUGGGCCUGUGGGGGUUUGUCCCCUUCUUCCCUGCGCUUGUGUGCGCCAGGCAUACAAGCAACAUCGUUUCUUCCCUUUGAUGGGGAUUCCCUCUCCCUCCGACGGAUGUUUCCUGUCACGGCCUAUAUAGGCCUUUUUCUUGACGUUUCUCCUGUUUCUCUCUUCGCCUUUUUCGUGCCCUUGCUUUCUGAUAGCUCGAACCAAGUUCAUGCUCUCUUGUCCCUGUGCGUAGUUUAUCUCUCACCCUCUGUAUUGAAAUUGAAUAUGCGGG